UGUUUUUGCUAGUGUUGUUAUUUUCCGAAGAAAAUUUUAAAAACAUCAAGCCGGAUGGCGUAGAUAAUAUGACAUAGUACGAAUUACCGUCAUUGAAUGACUGAUUGACUAACUGACUGGUCAACUGAAUGAUUAGUUGUUACAUCAUUGGAUAACUAACUGACUGAUUUGGUUGGCUGAUUAAUUGACUAACUUGUUAACCGGUUAACUGGAUAGAUGUAUUAUCUAAAUAACUGAAUAUUUCGAGAUUAAUUUACUACAUAUUAUUAUUUCUUCAGUGGUCUUUGACAUAUUUUUUUACCAAGUACCUAAAUCAACAAUCAACUUUGAUAACAUUAAUGAUCGUAUAUUCAAUGACAGUAUCGGUCAAUGUCAUGAUGUAUAAGAAGAAAUGAAAAAUAAAAAAAACCUAAAUAUCAAUGCAUACACAUGUAUACACACACAUAUAUAUACACACACGUACUCCACUUAUUCCUAAUAAUCACCAAUCUCCGAAUAAUAAACAGAUAAUUUAAUCUAUUCCAAUAGUAUAUCAAUAAAUCUACUUUAAAUAUGUUUGGAUAACGAAUUCUCCCCCUUCGGAAUUUUUUUUCACAAAAAAGGAAAAUUAAUAAAACUGAUCUUUCAUAUAGUUACCGUGAUCAUUUGUUUAUUUUCAUCUAUUAUCAAAUCUAAUCAAAAUGAAUGGAAUUAUACAACUAAACUACAUAUAUAACUAUCAAAUAAUUAUUCCAUUGAUAUCAACUUAUCAUAUAUGAUUAUGUAUAUACAUACAGAUAAUUAAGUAGUAUAUAUAAAAUCUUCUUAAUUUUAUAAUUAUAUUGAAUUGAAUUAAAUUUUUCUUUUUCAAUCAUUAUCAUCUCAUGACAAGAAAAUUAAUUCCAAUUAUAAUUUAUUUAAUUAUUCAUUAUACAAUUAUCAUUCAAUUAAUAAAAUCAAUACCAAUAGUAUCUAGUGUUAAAGGUUGUGUAACUUAUGUAUAUAAUAAUAAUUAUUCAAUGCGUCAAUCAAUAUGUGAUAAAUUAAAUACAAAUUAUCAAAUUAUUCCAAUGAAUUUACCUAGUGAAUUAAUUAAAUUAACAAUUAAUCAUCAAAAUAUUAAUUUAUUAAAUAUGAGUCAAUUAUUACAUUUACCUAAUUUAAUUUAUUUAAAUUUAGAUUCAAAUAAAAUUAAAAUUAUUCAAUUACAUACAUUUAAACAUUUAACUAAAUUAAAAAUAUUAAGUUUACGUUAUAAUUCAUUAACUAUAUCAUAUGAAUCAUUUCAUCCAAUGGUUAUGAAUGAUUUAAUUCAAUUAAAUUAUAUUAAUUUAUUACAUAAUCCAAUUGAUUAUAUACCAAAUCGAUUUUUUUUACCAAUAAGGAAAACUAUACAAUCAAUAAUUAUAUCAAAUAAUUUAAAUAAAUUAAUAUUAUUAAAUGAAAGUUUCUAUGGUUUAUAUAAAUUAAAAUUAUUAGAUUUAAGUAAUAAUAAUUUAGAUUAUUUACCAGAUACAUAUGAAUUAUUAUUUAAUCAAAUGCAAUUAAAUGAAUUAUAUUUAUAUGGUAAUCCAUGGAAAUGUGAUUGUCAUUUAAAAUGGUUAAUUAAAUGGUUUAUUAAAUAUAAUAAAAAAUUAAUUUAUUAUAAAUCAAUAAAUGAUAUCAUAUUAAAUAAUAAUAAUAAUGAUAAUAAUAAUAAUAAUAAUAUUGAUUUAGAUAUUAAUUAUUGGUUAAUAAAUGAACAAAAAAAUAAUAAACAAAUUGAUAUGAAUACAAUAUUACAACCUAAAUGUGCUACACCAAUUAAAUUACAUGGUAAACCAUUAUUUAAUCCAAUUAUUAAUAAUAAUAAUCAUAAUAAUAAUCAUAAUGAUACACAAAUGAUACGUACUGUGGAUUUUUAUUGUUCACCUGAAUCAUAUACACCUAAUCAACAAAUUCAAUUUAUAAGGGGUAAUAAUUCUACAUUAAGUUGUAAAUUUUUUGCUGAUCCAACUGGUAUUGUUAUAUGGUAUAAAGAUGGUAUAAGAAUACAAAAUCAUUGGCCAAGAUUAAUAACUAAACAAACUCAAGGUAGAAAUUUUUUAGCUGAAUUAACAAUUGAAAAUAUACAAAAUUCUGAUGAAGGAAUUUAUGUUUGUUAUUUAGAUACAGGUUAUGGUAAUGUAAAUACAACAUUUCAUGUACAAGUGGAUGGUGGCACUUCCAUGGAUGAAACAUUUUAUCAUAAUGGUGUAUUUUAUUGGAUUAGUAAGUUGGAUACAACUCUUGUACUCAAGUACACUGGAAUGAUAGCUGCAUGUUUAAUCAUACUAUUAGUAAUUAUGGGCUUAUUGAUAUAUUUAUUCAAUGGAAAGAUGUAUUGUCGACCAAAAUUAUGCAUUAAUAAAACAGUACCAACUUAUGAUAAUAGAUCAGAUCAGUUCAAACAAGGACUAGGUGGUGAGUCAAAUACAAUAAACACUAGUAAUUUCAGUACGUUGAGUGAUAAAAAUACUAUUACUAAUUCAAAAAGUACGUAUACACUGCAAGGACAAAAUCUAAAUCUUUGUACACCAUUGGAAACUAAGAAUGAGAAUAUAGUAAUGACGUGUAAACGUUCUCCAACAUCCGAAUUACAUGAUCAUGUUUACUUGCAUUGUACUAAUUCUAACGUCUUAGAUCAACACAAUCUAUUAUCACAUAAAUCACGUGAUCCAACAUUUGAUAAUUAUGUAACAGUUCGUUUAUUACCAACAGUGACAGGUAGUGAACUUACUGUUCCUUGCCCUAUACAUAACUAUGCAUUUAUACAUCAAGUUUCUACAGAUCCAACCACAGUAUCAGCUGCAAAUAAUGUAGAUAUUAAUUAUGAUGGUGUUGUUACUGAAUCUAUGCAGAUAAUUCCAGAAUCUCAUCUUUCUUCAUCGAACAUAAAAAAAUAUAAUCCAAUGGAAAAUUCAAAUUUAACUACUUCUGUAAGUAAUAUGAAAAUAUCUAGUACUUCUGACGAAAAUGUUGCAUUAAAAACCUAUAAAGUUAUAAGUACUGAUUCAGGUAAUAUAAACAAUAAAAUUACCAGCAAUAUUGAUAAUAAUUGUUUGAAUUCAUCGGAUUACAAACCUUGUCCGUUACAUGGUAAUAUAUAUGCAACUCUUCAAAGUAAAGAUAAGAAGAAUAUUUCCGCAGAAAUACGCAAACACAUCGCCAGUGUACCACCAGGUUUAACAGGAUUAAAUUAUGACAAACAUCAUACACUACCAAAUAAAAAGUUUCGCACACAAUUAUCUACUUCUACUACUAAUAUGACUAUUACAUGUCCUAAUAGUACUAGUGAUAUUCUUAGGACCAACACUACAUAUACUACUAAUUCUGUAACAGACUCACUAAUGGAUAAAUGAUAUUUUCUUAACAGUAUUGUACAUCGUUUAAACAUCUGACUGAGUAAAUGAACAGUUAUAAUUAUUGUAUGAUAUAAUGCAAAAUUACUGAUGCAGAAUACACAUAUACUUACAUAUGAAUGGAAUCAUGUACACUCUUGUCAAUAUGUAUAUUAGUACAAUGACAUCGAAAGAAAGCAAAUAAUAAUUUAUUGCUGUCUAUUUAAAUGUCAAAAAUGGAAUAUACUACAAUAACUACUCACCAUACAGAUGAGAAGUAAGCUUUUUAAAAAAAAUGUAAAUAUACAUAAAAAGACUGCCGUUGCUUUUCGAAAAUUUCAGUUCUGUCUUUCCAUAUAAAAUGUUUGAUCCCCUUCUAGAAAUUUCUGAAAACUUAGGAAAUUCUUUACUGAUUUAAAUGAAUAUAAAGAUUUCGUACUUUAGCUUACUUUCAAUGUAUGCAAAUUAACGUUGAGAUAUAUUUUCAUAGUUUUAAUCAUGAAAUGAUCAUAUCUACACCACCAGCGAAAACUAGGAAGCACUGGAUAGAGAUUUUUAUGAUACUAUUGGGCUCUUCAACACUGAUCAAACAAGACUCCAUUAUAAAGAAUGGAACCAAUGAACGCUUAACCUUGAGACCUCCCAGCCGCCAACUGGUGAUGUAUGUACAACAAUUCAUAUAUAACAAAUUAAAUUGUUACAUUGUUUAAAAAGUCGUUGAUUAAAACCUAUUACAGCAUCUUAACAAUAAAAAAAAUGUUGGUCGCUUCAUCAGUUCAUAUUAUAUAUUUUGAAUAAUCAAGCCGGAAUUCAUUAGUUUACAUUUUCGAUUUUAGGCCUUAUCAUAAAACAAGAUUUUUAAAGAAAGAAAAUAGGAUAACUUGGCAAAUAGUACUGAAUUCUAGCCACGUUUUUAAUUGAUCAACAUAAACCAGUUCAUCAGUUCAUAAAAUGAUGUCAAGCGUCAAGCAAUUAACGAUGAAUAAACAGUACCUGAUGGCCGGAUACCAUCAGUAACACCCUACUAUGUGAGAGAACAAAGGAGCUUCCAGUUGAAGAGGUAAUCAUGAAAAAGCGUUGAAGGUGGAUAGAACAUGCAUUGAAGAAAUCAUCAUACUGCAUUACGAAGCAAGUUCUAACUUGAAAUCUUGGAGGGAAACAGAAGUGGGGAAGGCUGAAUAACACACUACGUCGGGAUCUGGAAACAAACACCAAAAGGAUGAAUGGUAACUAGAAGGAAGUGGAAAGGAUUGCUCAGGACAAAGUUUGAUGAACAAUGCUGAUCAUUGGCCUAUUCUUCACCACGAGGUUUAACUGACGUAGAUACUUCGGAGAAAAAACAAUUCUAUUCCAAAGGAAUAAGAUCUUGAGGCAAGAACUGUAGCCACUGGUUUUGCAACCAACUUUUAAAAUGUACAAAAUCUUUUCAAAUGUAUUACAUUUCACCUUAAAUUACAAGUAACUUAUUUGGUUAAUAUUUCAUGUAAAUUAUAUUCUACAAAUUAAAUUGAUAUAAAUCAAUAACAACCAGGAAACAUCAAUCAUUUUGUUGCUUUUGUUCAAACAUUUCUGUAUAUUUAUGUGUAUUUAGAAAAAAAUUGUAUUUGUCUACAAUACACAUUCCAUUAUUAUUUCAAUGAGGAUAAUUGUUAAUUUGUUGCUUAAGAAAUUCAGUAUAAAAUUAUGUUUUGUAUAUCAUUAAAAGUUCACAUGUAUGUGUAUGAAUCUAUAUUAUAUAUAUUAUCAAAA
Molecule: messenger RNA, 5087 nt
Organism: Schistosoma rodhaini
Lineage: Eukaryota; Metazoa; Platyhelminthes; Trematoda; Strigeidida; Schistosomatidae
Source: the annotation of a GenBank genome assembly